This is a messenger RNA of Formica exsecta, 10124 nucleotides long. RefSeq names its product signal-induced proliferation-associated 1-like protein 2. NCBI's taxonomy places the organism in Eukaryota, Metazoa, Arthropoda, Insecta, Hymenoptera, Formicidae. The coding region runs from base 621 to 5486 and encodes 1621 amino acids. Gene Ontology annotation, cellular component: cytoplasm. The transcript has 14 exons. Gene Ontology annotation, biological process: activation of GTPase activity; regulation of small GTPase mediated signal transduction. Gene Ontology annotation, molecular function: protein binding; GTPase activator activity. The record is from RefSeq and is a predicted model, not a curated record.
ACACAUUUGCGAUAAUUUUUAUUGAUUACAAAAUUAUCCUUUCUCAGAAAAAUUUGCAAUUUUAACUAAAAUUGAUUGUUUUAAACCGAUGUUAAAAUUGAUCUAUUGUUUUCCGAUGAAUAUUGCUAUAGCCAUUAAUAAGAAAUUUAUAGAUGCAUCGGCAGAAAUAAUUUUUAAUUAUUUUAAAAUAUUAUUUUGAAAUAAUUAUUUAUGAAAAUAUUAUUUAAAAAAUUAUGUAUAAAAAAAUAUGCAAUUAUGUAAUGAUAUAUCAUUGAUACGUAGUAAUUCUCGCGAAAUGUCAAUAUUGAAUGACGCAAUAUGUAAUUGCGAGUGGUAAUCCCGAUGGAAAGCUCGAGUUAUCGGUUCGAUUACCGAAUCGAGAUUAGCGUUACGAUGACGAGGAGAUAAAGGAGAGAUUCAGGUAUAUCCCCGUUACACAGGGCUGGCCUCUCAUCUCCCCCUCUGCGAGAGGAGCUGGAACAUGUCGGUGCACGUUCUCUCUGUGCUUUGCACGAACGGACUCGCGCCGCGAUUCUGCUAUUGUUAUCGUGCCAGAUUCAGUCCGGUUAUGACCACCGGAGGAGCAACUGCUAGAUUAAUCGGUCGCGCAUCAUCACGCGAUGUCAAAAAAGAUAAUCCGUGGCAUUAUGGACGCGAUGACGUGCUUGACGCCGUCGCCGAAGAAGCGGAAGAGAGAAGAGAAUGAUAGCGGGGACGAGAAAAUGAAUCUGCCGCGAAAUGACAUGUUGAUUGCAGAUGCUGAGAAGAAACUUGAUUCUGCGGAAAAGAAUGAAGAGAUGAUCGCGAGUUUGCCAAUCAACGGCAGCGGCAGCGGAGGGCCGGUGAGUCGCGUGGGUCGUGGAUUGGCCCUUCACAGGUCCAACUCCAGUUUGGAGCUUCCGCACAGUCCAGAUCCUGCUUCCCGGGUGCCAGAAACGCCUCUCAGGAGAGAGUAUGGAUCUCAUGGGAGCAUCGACGUAGUGGCGCAGUCGAUUACAGCCGGCGAGAAUUUCUUCGCUAUACUGCAGGACUUUCGACCGCCAGAGCAGCGCGGCGUCGUCACCAGCGAUUAUCUGCGCCGCGUUCAUCAGCAGGACGGGGCAGGCCAGCCACUCGACGUCGACGAGAUCUGCCCGACUGGCGCCGGUUCCAGUCCGAAGCUACGACUGAAACUGAACAGACUGUGGGGCGGGAAACCACCGCGGGCGAUGGAAGAGACGUGCACCAGCCCGAUGGUGUCGGCCGACGUAGAGGAGCGUCAUCGGAGACGCGCGUUCGCCCACUACGACUGUCAAUCGUUGACGGCGAAUCUGGGCUACGCCGCGAAACUCCGGGGAAUUCUUCUGGCUAGGAGAAGAAAUACGGCCACUGGAGCGUCCGCCGCCAGUGCUCUGAGAGCCUCUACUCCAGACGAGACUCCCGAGGAAGAUGCCGGCGAUGGAAAAGGCAACGAUCUACUAGAGCCGUGUCCCUUCUUCCGCAAUGAGAUCGGCGGCGAGGGAGAACGCGAGGUUGGCCUUACUCGUUGCUCGAAUGGCAACGGAAUUCACAGACCGCCGCUGUCAUACGGUGUCUCCGUUCUGGAACCGCCGCCCGGAGAGACUCUAUGGAAGCACACUUGUCCGUUGCAGAAACGACCCAUGCCUAUCGAGAGCGUUGACGAGGGAGCCCAUUAUUACCGACGAUACUUCCUUGGACGAGAACAUCAGAACUGGUUCGGUAUGGAGGAACAGUUGGGACCGGUGGCCAUCAGCAUUCGCAAGGACGUCAAUCAGUAUCGCGUGAUCGUGCGUACAUCAGAGUUACUGACGCUGCGCGGCUCCGUGCCCGAGGAAGCUCUCGGCAUCAGGCCACAAGGCCGGCCGCCUACGAGGGAGCUCUUGGAGUUGGUUGCGCCGGAAGUGCAGAUGGGCUGCCUGAGGCUUGGCACGCUUGCCGCUGAGGAAGCGCUAGCCAGAUUGGACGAGCAGGGAUUAUCCAGCAGGUACAAAGUCGGCGUCCUGUAUUGCCGGUCCGGCCAAAGAACCGAGGAGGAGAUGUAUAACAAUCAACACGCCGGUCCGGCCUUCCUAGAAUUCUUGGACACUAUCGGCCAAAGAAUAAGACUGCGAGGAUUCGAGGGUUACAAGGCCGGGCUGGACACCAGAACCGACUCGACGGGUACGCACGCGGUAGCCGCGACGCAUCGCGGAGCGGAAGUCACCUUUCACGUAUCCACCAUGCUACCCUUCACGCCUAAUAACCGGCAACAGCUGCUGAGGAAGAGGCACAUCGGAAAUGACAUAGUCACGAUAGUUUUUCAGGAACCUGGUGCAUUACCAUUCAGUCCGCGAAGGAUACGCUCCCAGUUUCAACACGUAUUUAUCAUUGUGCGAGCCAUAAAUCCUUGCACCGACAAUACGCAGUACAGUGUGGCGGUGUCCAGGAGCAAAGAAGUGCCCAUCUUCGGGCCACCUAUUCCACAGGGUGCUACGUUCGCUAAAGGAAAGGCUUUUGUGGAUUUUAUUCUGGCCAAAGUCAUAAACGCCGAAAAUGCAGCUCACAGGUCUGAAAAAUUCGCCACGAUGGCCACGAGAACGAGACAGGAAUAUUUGAAGGAUCUGGCUACAAAUUAUACAACCACCACAGUUGUCGACACUGGCCAAAAAUUCUCGAUGCUCUCCUUCAGCAGCAAAAAGAAGACAGCGGUACGACCGAGACUUUCCUGCGACGCAUCUCAGCGCGGCGCGAUUUGCUGGCAGGUCAUACUCGAGGAUAGCAAUCAGAACACAGAUUGUUACUUAGGUAUAAGCAUAGACACCAUCGUGCUGAUUGAGGAGCACUCCAGGCAGAUAGUAUUUGUCGCUCCGUGCGUGAGCGUGCUUGGAUGGCAUGCUCAAACAAACAGUUUAAGAUUGUAUCAUCAUCAAGGCGAAUGCAUCACCAUACACGUACGCGGUGAUUAUGGCGAGAGAGACGAGUUAAUGGAAAUUGUGGCUCGGCUGCGCGCCGUAACUCAAGGUGCACCGGCUUCGGAACUGUCGUUGAAGAGGAACAACCUUGGACAAUUGGGCUUCCAUGUUCAACCCGACGGUGUUGUGACGCAGGUCGAAAGUAUGGGGCUAUCGUGGCAGGCGGGCCUGAGACAAGCCUCCAGGCUGGUCGAGAUUUGCAAGGUGGCCGUGUCGACCUUGAGUCACGAUCAGAUGGUCGAUUUGUUGAAGACCAGCGCCCAGGUUACUGUCACCGUAAUACCGCCAACCAAUGAUGGAAAUCCGCGAAGAGGCUGCACGUUGCAAAACUGCCAUUAUCUGUCGAAUAAUUACGAAGGAGAUUAUGAGAACGUGACAAGCGCAGAUAAUACGCCGAGUCAGCAAACGGCGAUGUCGCAUCAACGACGAUACGAUCGAUCGUUCAGCCCACCGCGAUCGAGCAACAGCUCCGGGUACGGUACUGGAUCGAGCUCUAGAUCGUUCAACGAUCCGCGGUUUCCGUUGGAGGGUACAAUGACUAGCAGCAGUAGCGGACACAGUAGUACCGAUGAUCGUUGGUAUGAGCUUCUAGAACCGCAGGAUCAAGACGGCAAUCAUCGCGCGGACGGCACGCCGCCUCCGUUACCAGCGCGACAAAACUAUCAAAUUGUGACACCAAGCAAGUCUGGCCAGAAGAAAGACAAGUCUCAUUAUGCCAGUGCCAAACAGCUCGCGGAUAGCUCGAAGCAUCGCGAACAUAAUCAUGAGCACUAUACGAAGGAGAGCAAUUAUGUGUCGUCGAAAAUAAUCCAAGAGAAUGCGCGUCAUGAGAAUUAUCAGCGACAGCUAGACAAUGCGCAUCGCAAUCAGGAUCACGUGACGACGAAUUACGUGAAGUUGCAGAAGGAACGAUACGAGAUCAAGCAAGAGAAUCUAUAUGCUUCUCAGAGAGAACUCCAUAAGAACGAUGCACAGCACCAUGGUGGCCAUCAGAAACUAAGUGUGUCGAAUUCGCUGCCAUUGACGCAUAAUGCUGUUUACAGUCUGCCAAAAUCAGGCAGUAACAAUAACCUCGGCAGAUAUAAUGAGUACGAACAGUCUGGCGGCAAGUACGAUUACGAGACACCUACAAAAGUGGACAGAAGUUCCAAAUACGAAAUACAAGAGGAGAAAAUUGUUGAGAGACCAGCUGCCAAGUACGAGCAUGAUAUACGAGGAUGUCACGAAAAGAGAAUCGGUUACGAGUAUUCGGAGAAUAUUUACGAGAAGAGGAACAGCAAAUACGAUCUAGAGUUAGCCAAAUACGAGAUGGAGUGUCAGCACGUUGGCAAUGAAAGAAAACACAAUAACGACGGCAAUAAUGAACACAACCGAGAGUCCACGAAAUACGAGGUGCCGCACGAUUUCAAAGUAGGCGAGAAAGUCACUUGCCUGAAGACUAGCAUAUCGGAGCGACCGGUGCACAAGGUAAACGUUGAAUACCGACAAUCAAAGGAUUUCCCGGCGAGUCUGCCGCCGGAAGUUAGAAUAUCUGACGUUAAUUGUCCGGAAGUAACUGCACUGCCUAGCGAGGACGAGCUGUCGAAUGGCUCUGGCAGCGUAUCGCCCAGACUGCGACGGGCCAAUAAACAUCGCGGCGGCAAUCGCACGCCGUCCAGCGGCAGCUCCAGAAAUCAGAGUCCUCGACCAAAGCCGGGCAUGAGAAACUCGCACAGAAAUUCCGCAAAUCUGACAUCCAGCACGUUGCAGGAGGACCUCAUGAGACUGAUCAAUCCCGAUUACAUCGCCGAUGACAGCCAAAUCGUUAACAAUAAUCUCGUAAACAGUGUGAUGAAUCCGAAUCAAAAUUCGAACAAGAUAAACAAUAAUAUGCUAGAGAUUCAAAAUAGAUGCAGAUCAAGAGAGAAUUUGUGUGGCAAUAGCGCGUCUACCUUGAGCGUAUUGCCUACGAAUGGACAAGAAAAUGGAAACAAUGGAUCGGAAGUGAUCCUGACGAUGGCCAGACCAGCCACAGUGAUUUCCAACGCCAGCACUGCCUCAAGCCCAGCACCGAGCGAGAAUAAAUUGUCAAAAGAGGAAAGAUUAUCGCCACGUGUUACGAAACCACUUCAUCCGAUCUCGAAACCCCAUAACAAUCUGACACCGAUCAAAGAUACGAAAAAUCACAACGACGCGAAUGUGGAUUGUUGGAAGAAUCAACAUGCGGAUUCCAACAGAUCGAUGAAGCAACACCCUCAAGAAUGGUCCGAUGAUAGAAUCAUCGAUGGAUGCAAUGCGAAUACGAAUUCCGUUUCGGAUUUGCAAUCUCAUCUAUCCACUCUCGAGUUGAGAAUGGUGAGAGAAACACGUCUGCGACUCUCGUUGGAGGAUGAGGUGCGUCGAUUGCGCGAUGAGAAUCGACGUUUACAGGAGUCCGAAAAUCUACGACUCUCCUUGGAAGAUGAGAACCGUCGUCUGAAGGACGAGAAUCACGCAGCUGCGCAGCAGCUCCGACGUUUCACGGAGUGGUUCUUUCAAACGAUGGAUCAUCAAUAAUCAGUAUAAAGAUAAAAUUAGGAUGUUUUAUUGUCCAAUCAAAUGUUUCAAAUGAUCAUCAAAUAGCACGAUAAUCAAUAAGCUAUACUCCAUUUUCAUUUCCAGUAUCAUAGAAAUUAUUUACAGAGAACAAAGUUUGUGUAUCCUCUUGGAUAUUCUUAAAACGUGAACUAAACAAGUUAUCUUUUCUGAAUCGUUGGAUCGAUUGCAUUUACUUCAUCUGCAUUUUGUCGCGUUGCUCGGAUCGGAGCACAAUUUUUGUUAAUGCAGUAUUAAUGUGAACCUGUAGAUGUUAUAACAGAUCGAUCGGAGACAGCCGCAAGGGAUUGCGGAUGAGCAUACACAGCGUAAGCAAGAAUAUUAUAUCAUUCGCAACUUUUCUCCCUCGAUCUUUGAUAUUUUGUAUUAUAUAGAUUCGUUAGAUUUUAUUUGAUUGUAAAGUAUAUAAGUUACCGUCGUACUAUUUUCUUGUGUCGAAAAUUAGUGCGUUGCAGUUAAACUAUUAUUUAGAUCAUAUUUCCCAAAACUAAUUACUGUGCGUCUGGAUCCAUCUUUAAGAGGACAGUGCACUUUAAAAUAUAUAAACGUUUGAUUUUAUGAAAACGACCAAAUGACCAAAUAUUAUUAGAAAAGCUAAGGGUUAUUACUUUAAUUCUGUAAUUUAUUACGCCUUUUAUAUCAGUCGUCUAGAGUGUUAAUAUAGAAAUUUCGCACGUGCUAAAGCGCGUCUACAGGUGCGAGGCACUUACUGUGUCUCCGCCACGAAUUCUUUCUUUUUCAUAAGUGACAUAAAGCAUGAUUCCGAUAUAAUGUACAAAACCAACGUUCAUUGAAAAUCGUAAAUCGAUCAAUAAAAAGAAAUAUGUAUUUCAACACCUAUCUCAUUUUUUAAAAAAGACCAAAUGUGUAGAAUAUAUUUUCAUGCUCUAUGACAUAAAAGCAUCUAAGAGCACUUUAUAUAACACAGAUUACAUAGUAUAUGUGCAUAUAAAAAGCAGGGAUAGAGCAAGGAUAGAACUGAAUUGUUACUACCAGUUAGAAUAAAAUAGUUUAUUGUAAUCCACAGAAAAAAAAACAAGACAUUUCCAUGAUGCCUUAAGAUCUGUCUGUCUCACUGUUACUGUCAGUUUAACAAUUAGCUGCGGUUACACUCCUUUUUGUUUGAGAUCGCGAAAAUGCUACGCUUCGCUGCCGUAUCGCGAUAUCGACAAUUCUUAAUACUCGAUAUUACCGGAUCUAUAGCUAGGAUCCGGCCGAUUUAUGAUCGGAUCGGAUUAUGCGUUUGGUAUCCUUAUAGAUAAAAAGAAGCUAGGCUCGCUGCCAGGCGAUAUCGCGAUUCGGUCAUUUACACUGGUUAUCGCUAUCUCAUUGUAUCGCGAUAUACUUAUCCUUCUGUUCGCAUUACGGAAGAAUAUCGCGUGUUCUCCUUCUUCUUUCAUUCUUCUCUCUCCUGUUAUUUUUUAACGCCCAUAGAUCUGGACAGUCGAUUUCGAUCGCAUAAUUAUCGUUAUCGGUAUUAUCCAGAGGCAAGCAAAAUAUUACUCCAUUCUUGCAAACGUCACGUCUCGUCACAUGUUCUUCAUAUCUGACAGUCUAUUAUUUAUGCAUUAAAUCUGUAUGUGUACCCAUAAUUAGUUCGUUUCUCUAAUCUCUAGAUCUAGGUAUACUGAUGUCCGAAGGACAUCGCGAUUACUGCGCGUUCUGAGAGAAAAGUGAUUAUGCGAGAGAAUAUUUGACUGCUUAUAAUCGAAACACUGUGAAGUAAUAUUUUACACAGCUCUGCAUGUGUGUAUAACGCUUAUAUCACCGAGGCUUCUCUUCGGUUUUGUUCGCUUAAGUACAUGAGAAGUUAUGCCUAGCAAGAGUAAUUUACUCGUAGAUGUAGAGAUGUUUAAACACUCGGACUUAGUUUUAUAUUCUAAUGUAGCAUUUUCUCUACACAACUCUCUAAUUAACAUGUCCUCACAUGGAAGUACAUCUCCAUUACGAAGUUCUAAAUGAGUUAUCAUCAGCGUGAAUAAAUCUCGAAAACGCGGAGCACUUUACGCAGAAUCGGCGUAAAAUGCUCGGACGUUAAAGAACUAUUUUAAUAAAACUUAACAUCAUUAACUGCGCAAAGAAUCUAAACUCGUAAUGGGUCAUUCGUUGCAAGAGCUCUUCAACUGGCAAAAUGUCGCGCAUCAUUCUGUCAUGGAAAUUAAUGAAACACGAUGAGUCGAGCGAAAGCGAAAGAGAUGUUCCGACAAGAACUUUGAGAUUUCCACAAUAUAAUUGUAUUUUCUUGCCGGUUAAACUCAUGUGUCUGAACAAGCCAAAUAAUACAUAAAAUCGAAAAAUAUUUUAAAAGCAUCUCUAGAAGACUUCUACAAAAAUUUAGAAUGUCUUUACGAUAUCUUUCGGAUAUUUCUAUUAAACUCGGAAGUCUUGUCAUGUCGUGUAUAUGCCUUAAGUGCCAAUCUUGUGCACCAAAAGCAACGAACAAUGAGGCUUUUAUUAAAUAUAUCUCAUAGUUAUAUAUAGCGUUAAACGGAUAUUCGCGUUUAAGAUUUCGAUUAGAGACUCGGUAUGAAUACGUCAGUGUCAAGGAAACGAUAGCUACAAGCGGAAUGAGUUGCGCAUGACAAAAAGAUUGAUCGAUCCUAUAAAGCGUAAGAAGACUAACAGCGUAGCUAAACACGUGUCGGGCUAUGAAUCAUGCACGUUCAGCAAGCGGGCAUUAUGGCACACAAGGAUAAAUAAAGAUAUCGGAUGGAUUGAAUCAAGAGCACCGGUUCUCACAUUACGAGGAGCAGAAAGCUUCCACACACAAGUAUUGGGAUUAUGUAACAAAAAAUCUCGUGGAAAAAUCUUGCCGAAUACAAAAGAAUCACAAAAUGAGUAGCUGCGACACAGAACAUUUAAAAAAAAUUUGUUUACUGGACGAUAAAAUAUAUGAGAUUUUAUACAUUAUCUUCGUCCAACUAUUUUCAUUUGAUUUUCUCGAAAACUUGUUUUUACUCUAUAUAUAUUUUUAUACAUAUUACACGCUUAUUCAGUUGUAACAAUUAAGAAACAUGGCCAACUACAAUCAUAGUUUAUUUAACGGAAUUUUGACAACAAAAAUUCCCAUUGCUGAUUGAUAUAAAUGUUAAUUAAUUUAUUAAAACAUGAUCUGAUAGAGUCUUAUAUAAAAUGAUUCUUGCUACAAAUAAUUUCCAUUGGCCAUCUCAAUUACCUCAUCGUGAUAAAAAGCGAAGCGACUUCCAAGAGAACGUACUUAAAAAAAAAAAAAGAGAGAAAAAAGUAAGAGAAGUAUAUAUAUGUAUAUGGCGGGGACUACUUUCUAUUUACGGUAAUACGGCAUCAAGUUGGAAGUAAAAAGGGCACAGCAUAUAAGAAAGACGGAUAUAAAGACGGAGAUUAAUCUAUCGUGUACAGUUUUCCACGUUUUACAAGAUGUUUCAUCUUCAAAAUAUUUCAAGCUUUAAUGAUGAAAUUUUUUCACGAACUUAAAUCGAUCUUUUCUUCUUAGCAAUUUUUUAUGAGAAGUCCACUUGCAAAUAUUAUUGUAUAUUAAGAGAACUGAGUUUUUGAGAGGGACUCAAAUUUCAUGAAGUCAUUUAUCGAUUGAUCGUAGAAAAAUAUUAAAGUAAUGUUCUCCAAGAGCGUAAACGCAAAUUUCAUUAAUAGCAUAUUCCAAAAUUAUGCAUCAUUAAAACUUGCUGCGAUGGUGAAACAUCGUGUAUUUUGCAAUUCCGAGCAAUCGUUUACAAACGAAAGCGAGAAGACGUGACUGACAAAGAGGAUUUCUCAUGAAUAUCAUGACGAUCUUAUCUAUCUUGUUUCGUAAUCGUUAUUUUCGAUUAUUCAAAGUCGCCAUUCGUUUCAUUCGCACGCAAGAUUUGCCUGGUUCGUACGAUUGAUGGCCGCAUACAAUCCGGCCGAAAAUUCCGGUGAAAAUCUACGAAAAGUAUAAUGCUUCACGAUAAAUUCGCCGAUCAUGCGGUUGCCGUCGGGACGUUCCAGCGAAUAUUACAUUCUGAUUUUCUACGCUCGCAAACAUUACCGAUAAUACGUCGAUUCGGAGGGCGCGUCCUCCAUUAAAUACAAAAAUACUGUUCUGAUGCACCAUAUCUCUUCACCUAUUAUCCCUACCAUUAUGCACAUUAUAAUCCCUGUAGUCUUUAACGCUCCGUUAUCGUGGACGAGGAAAGAAUACUGACACACGUAAAAAAGUAUGUGUAUAUGUGUGUUUGUGAGAAAAAAAAGGGAAUCAAGGAAGAUUAUCGCAAAAGUACCGAAUUUCGAUUGCGACUCACGAUUACUUCUAUUUCAGACCUGGUUGCACCAAUGUCGGUUUUACGACUAAUUAUAACAAUAUAAAUAUUAUAGAAUAUUAUAAAUACUAUAGAAUAUAUUAUACAAAGUGUCGAGAAAUGAGAUUUAUAUCAUGAUCAAGAAGGCGGUUCCCCCAAACAGCAGUCUCUCGUUGAAAACUACUGCUUCUUGCAAUUAUCUUUAAGUGGAUAAUUAUGCAUCUAAUUUUCGCCAAUGUGGGCAUUUUAUAUUCCUGGAGAAAAGCCACUGCUCGGAGUUUGUUCGUUAAACCAUCGUCGGUGCAACGCAGGUUUGAUAGACGCCAAAAAAAAAACAAAAAAA